AUGAAUUGCGUAAUUAUAGCACACAUACUGGCUUACUUGUAUGGUGAAGCAUUUUUAAAUACAAUAUUUGAAAUAAUAAUAUGUAUAACAUAUGGAAUAUUAAGAUUAGUUAUAAAUCAAUUUAUUCCAAAGAAAAGUAUUUUAGAAAAAUUAGUGAAUGAUCUUGGUAGAAAUGGCACGAGGGAAAGAAUGAUUAUUUAUGAUGAUAUAGUUAUUAUUGAAAGUAUGUCUUCAUUUGAGGUUAAAUCUAUUUUAUCUACAAAGAAGUAUUCUAAGAAUUUCAAUAGUAAAUUUUUUAAUAAAGAAUUGACUGCUGUAAUAGAAAGAAUACCAUCUGAGUAUCUUUCUAGUGUAUCACAUAACAUAACUAAGAAUCUUGGGAAUCCUAAUGUGGUAUUAAAUAAUGAUAAACCUAAAUCAGAUAUAAAAUCAGAGAGUUUUAAAAAAUUUAAUUCUCUUGUUAAUCAUUUUAAUGAUAUUUUACAAAUCAAUCAAAAAAUAAACAAAAGACAAAAAGCUAUUGAUCAAAUUAUUACUCAUAAUGCAUUAAAAAAUAAAAAGAUAGUAGAAAAUAAUCAAAAGUGUUAUUAA
This is a messenger RNA of Hepatospora eriocheir, 591 nucleotides long. Lineage: Eukaryota; Fungi; Microsporidia; Hepatosporidae. The record is from the annotation of a GenBank genome assembly.